CGUAUACCAUGUCUAAUCGUUAUGCACCACUCCCUAAUCCACGCACAGACCCAGAUUCAGCAGAACUAGAAGCUGCUUUCGACGACCAAGAUGACGACGACGAUGUAGACGAAUCGAGUCCAUUGACUUUUUCUAAUCCUUUGACUGUCUCCUCUCCUUCAACUUACAAUUUCGAGUCUCCGAUAUGUGACUACGACCAACCUCCUCCUGGUUCUCCCCCACAGCCUUCUUCUCAUGCUGUACCCAAUGAAUUCGGCAAUUCUAAUGGCAUAAUACCUGUCUUUACUGUAGAUUCUUUACCCCCACCCCCAACAGGGCCAUGGUGGAAGCGAACCGCAGCUACAGUGUUACCCUCACAUUAUGUCAAUCGAUGGGGUUUGACUGGAGAUGCGGCUUCUAGUCGAGUCGUAGGCGGAGGCACCAGAAACGAUGGCGUGUUCAGCAACGUAGCUGCCAAACCAUCGCAGGGUGUACGAAUUGAAGAAGGGGACAAUGUUUACCUUGUUCCCGAAGAAUCAUCCAAUACCGCUCCACCCACUUAUGCAGCAGCUCAAGCUGACGCUGCCCCUCCCUACCACACCCACUCCAUAUUCCUUCCUUCUUCCAUUAAUGCAUCCCUCAAUCUAUCCCAAGGCAGUGUCGUCGUAGACGGCCUUUCCACAGGCACCCUUUUCUCCUUCCUCUGGAACGCCCUCAUCAGCACCACCUUCCAAUUCGUCGGUUUUGUUCUCACAUGGGUCAUGCACACCACCCACGCCGCUCGUUAUGGCAGCAGGGCCGGCCUCGGCGUCACUUUAAUCCAAUGGGGCUUCGGCCUCCGCGCGCGAUUAGACGAUGUCAACGGCACAGCUCCAGGCUCAGACCCAGCCGACGCCUGGCCCGCAUUCACAAGCACACAGGAUGCCGACGAGUGGUUGAACGCCAACCUCGACCGCCUCAAUAACACAACACUAGCUUCUACUAACGACGUAACUUCCUGGGCCAACUCUGGAGAAGGAACGGAAGGAAACGGCUUCCUGACAAGCACAGCAGCCACUGAAUGGCUUUCCUUCUUCCUCAUGACAGCCGGUUGGUUCCUCCUUCUCACCAGCGCUUUCGGUUUCUGGCGCGUCAAACGCUGGGAACGUGGCAUUAUUUCUUCUUCUUCUUCUUCUACCACCACGUCACAGCCAGCAGCAGACGAGGAAACGAGGAGACAAUCGCUCUUUGAGCGCCUCGGAGUGUUCCGCGUUCCUGCACGUUCGGGUACGGAUGGCCUGGAACGUGUGCCCUCCCACGUUGAUGAUGAUGUGGUUGGAAGAGAUACAGCAUUGGAGAUGCAAUCGCUCGCCCCAACGGAUCCAGACCGUGCACGGCGGAUCAGGGAAGCAAUCGAGCGUGAGCGUAGGCUGUGUGAGGACUUGCGCGCUGCAGGCCUCUUGUAA
Molecule: messenger RNA, 1424 nt
Organism: Suillus clintonianus
Lineage: Eukaryota; Fungi; Basidiomycota; Agaricomycetes; Boletales; Suillaceae
Exons: 2
Coding region: 9-1424 (471 amino acids)
Biological process (GO): ubiquitin-dependent protein catabolic process; metal ion transport; positive regulation of protein ubiquitination
Cellular component (GO): perinuclear region of cytoplasm; endoplasmic reticulum; Golgi apparatus
Source: RefSeq, a predicted model, not a curated record